This is a messenger RNA of Hypoxylon fragiforme, 1755 nucleotides long. Its product is annotated as GNS1/SUR4 family-domain-containing protein. NCBI's taxonomy places the organism in Eukaryota, Fungi, Ascomycota, Sordariomycetes, Xylariales, Hypoxylaceae. Bases 183 to 1601 code for a protein of 472 amino acids. Gene Ontology annotation, cellular component: endoplasmic reticulum membrane. The record is from RefSeq and is a predicted model, not a curated record. Gene Ontology annotation, biological process: sphingolipid biosynthetic process; fatty acid elongation, polyunsaturated fatty acid; fatty acid elongation, saturated fatty acid. The transcript has 2 exons. Gene Ontology annotation, molecular function: fatty acid elongase activity.
UUCCGCAUAUCAACUUACAAACACAACCAACCCUGUUAGAGAUAUCACACGACUAUUACAUCUUGUCGUGCGCACAGCUCAACACCAGACACAAGUAACAUUCUCGAGUCUCGGGUCUCGGUAUCAGGAUUAGAUAUUGAAUCUUGAGACAUAUCGAAACGAUAUAGAGCUCUAAUAACAAUAUGGCUUCGCCUUUGGUCUUUCUCUCGCCUCCUCAGGCGAGCCUCUUCCAGUUCCCUCCGUACGCAGAGCCGCAAACUAUUCCUCCACUACAAUCCGAUUACCCUUUUACCAUACCGGACAGUUUAUACCUCAAUGCAUUAGAUCCCAAGGUUCCAAUUACGAUUGCAACUGUCUACGCUGUUACCGCCAAGGCACUCAACAUAUACAACAGGUCCACGGGGAAGAAGCCAUGGGCUAUCAGUAAGACUCGAGCAUUCCGCGUCUUCGUCAUCUUACACAAUGUCUUCCUCGCCGUAUACUCGGCAUGGACUUGGAUUGGCAUGUUUAACGCUCUUCGAAGUGCACUAGUGAGCCCUGCCGGCCCUAAUGGCUGGGCUGGGACUGUCGACAGUCUCUGCAAAUUCCACGGGCCCGCUGGUCUAGGAAAUGCCUUCAGCUUCAACCACAACUCGGGCACUUGGGAUUCUAUAUCGGGGGUCGGCUCUUUGGGAGCUGAUGGUGCUCCUGGCCGAGAUGAUGCCGGACGACUUUGGAACGGGGGCCUCGCUUUUUACGGCUGGCUCUUCUAUGUUAGCAAGUUUUACGAGGUUAUUGAUACACUUAUCAUUCUCGCCAAGGGAAAGCUCAGCUCGACACUUCAAACCUACCACCACGCAGGUGCCAUGAUGGCUAUGUGGGCCGGUAUUCGUUAUAUGGCUACCCCUAUCUGGAUUUUCGUAUUCUUUAACUCGGCCAUCCAUACUCUCAUGUACACAUAUUUCACUGUGACUGCUUUCAAUAUUCGCGUCCCCACCUUCAUCAAGCGUAUUCUUACCUCGCUUCAAAUCACUCAAUUCGUCGUCGGCGCUUCUUGCGCCAUGAUUCAUUCGUUCAUCUCGUACUUGGUACCCGUCCAGGUCGACGCUCAUUCCGCUGGUGCCCCCAUCAUUACUUCCCACCCUACUGUCAAUGCAACCAGCGCAUCUAAUGCUGUCGUUGAUAAUGUGAUGAAGAUGCUUUUCGGUGCAGCUGGAGCUGCCGGUGCAGGUGCCGUGGUGUCUCCCUCAGGAUCUCACUCUACACCUAUCGAGUACGCGACCCAAUACCAGAAGGUUGACUGCAUUACCACCAGCGGAUCCACCUUUGCUAUCUGGCUCAACGUCGUCUACCUGCUUCCUCUCACCUAUCUAUUUGGGUCGUUUUUCGUAUCAAGCUACUUACGGCGUAGCAAGGCCGAAGUGGUGCGAGCCAAGAGCAACCCAGACCGACGUAGAAGCAACGUUAUUCUGGCAGAGAAGGCCAGCUGGGAUGCCGCCAAGGGUCUCGAGCGCGAAGUGUACGGCGAGAGCAACGAGGGCGCGGUCGUGGAAGACAGCGAUGAGUCUACUGGAAACGGCCGACUUCACCCGUCGUCUGCCGCUAGAGCAACCAAGUACUAAACGUUUCCCACGAAUGGGACCAGCCAAGCUUCAUUGCUAGCUGUGACGAUGAUUAUAAACAAAAGCCCAAGGCGCCACCGGGACUAAUGGGAUUUGCAGCAAACCGGGCUGCGGGAAAAAAAAAGAAACCCUUGAAUCAAAAUACGAAAGAGCU